Molecule: messenger RNA, 2097 nt
Organism: Symbiodinium pilosum
Lineage: Eukaryota; Dinophyceae; Suessiales; Symbiodiniaceae
Source: the annotation of a GenBank genome assembly
AUGGAGUCCACAGGGCUUUGCGGCCCCAUCAAGGCAACUUUUUGGGAGCUUCACCGACAGCUCGCAGAAUGCUACGCCUCCGAUGUUGCAGCUGCUCAAGGAGGUCGACAACAAGAACAGAAACUGUCGAAAGCAGGAGACGCGGUCACUUCCCUUCAGUUCAAGUUUGAGCAACAUUUGCAGACCCCUGCGAUCACGAAUGAGAGGCGGCUUAGCAACCACUCCAUUAUCUCCAUCGAUCCGCUCGGGGCACGAAGUGAGCGGGCCAUGGUCUUGGAUCCGACCCGCAGUGAGCGGCUAAGUGCCAAAGACCGCAUUGAGACAGUCAGGGGCAGGAGAAAGCAGACAAUGAAAAUUCUCGGAAAAGUGCAGGGCGUGGAUGUGCCAGAUGAGGGCAGCAGCGCACACAUCAAUCUGAAGCUGCACGAAUGCUGGGAUGCAAACAAGCUUCAGAAGAAGGUUCCCGGAGGGAACAGGGACAAGCCUACUGGAAGCGGUGAGGAUUCCGCGCAGAGGAGUUAUGUGUUCCAUCCAGCCGGAAUGUUCAGAACUGUUUGGAAUAUGAUUACAGCCUUGUGCGUCCUGUAUGAUCUUAUCGUCAUUCCGCUGUAUGCCUUCGACCUGCCGAACAGUGCCCCCUUGAUUGUCUUUGGAUGGAUCAUCAUGCUGUUUUGGAAUUUGGACUUGGUCGUUUCCUUCCUGACGGGCUUUUACGAUGAGGGAGCGCUCAUUCUAUCACCUGCUCGAAUUGCUGUCCACUAUGUAAGAACUUGGCUUCUUUUUGACAUCAGCUUAAUCUCGUUGGACUGGGUAUUGGCUGGAAUGGACAUGACGGAGUCAGGGGAAGAACAGGCAGCGUGGUCGCGCACCUUGCGCAUGCUCCGCUUCCUCAGAUUGAUACGUAUGCUGAGAUGGAUUAAGCUGCGGCAAGCAAACGAAGCUCUGCAAGACCUUCUUCACUCACAGGUUAUGAGCUUGUACUACGGCUUGGCGAGCAGUAUCGCGCAUCUCAUGGUUCUGAACCACUUAAUCGCUUGUGCAUGGUUUGCGGUGCAUCACCUUGCUUCGGACAAUUGGGUGAUCGCCAGCCAGAUAAAAGAGAGCGAGAUCAUACAUCAGUACCUUGUGUGUCUCAACUGGGCCUUUGCUCAACUUGGAGUGGGUUCCAGUAAUGCCAAGCCCGUCAACAGCCUGGAGUUUGCCUUUUGCAUCAUCAUUGCUUUCCGAUCGCUCAUUACAAGCUCUACCUUGAUCAGCACAGUCAGCAACUUGAUGGCCGGCUUGAGCAAGAUCAAGGAGGAUGAGACCAACGAGUUUCGAUUGUUGCGGGCCUACCUCGCAGCAAAUGAAAUCCCACAGCAGCUCACGCAGAAGGUUACACAGUUCCUGCAGUUUCAAUAUGCUUUACGGCAAGAAGCGAGGUCAGCAGAUAUGCAGGUGCCCUUGCUCGAGAUGCUCUCACAGCAGCUGCAGGGAGAGCUUCAAUUCGCUCGAUAUCAGAGAUCGCUUUGCAAGCUGAAAUUCAUUGAGGACCUGAUUGACGACCCAGACCUACAAACUUUGCAGGUCCUGCACCGCUUGGCCAUGACUGCAUUGAACAAUACAAUUGUGGCAGCAAAGGAUGUGAUCUUUCUUUGUGGCAGCCAGGCAGUGGCUGCGUCAUUGAAGCUGAGUGGAGCUUUGACAUAUUUCCAUGAGGAUGGGACGAAAACGAUUGAUUCAUCCACUUGGGUGGCAGAGGUUUGCCUUUGGACGCCAUGGAUUUUCAUGGGUGACCUGGUUGCUGAUGAUGUGACGCGCUUGGCCCUGCUGGAUGCUGAAAGUUUUUGCGGAAUCCUUUCGCAGAACUGGCAAACCCAAUACGCCGCCCACCGAUACGCAAAGGACUUCCUGGAAGCACUGAAGAAGCAGGAGAGCUGGCUAGACGUGCUGGAGCGGGAGGAUGACAGCGAAUUUGCCAGCGUCGACGGGAGCAAGACAAGCGCCCCCAGGGCGGUGAAGAUGCAAUGCUGUCCGCGAAUGCUCGGUGGAAGGAAGCAGCUUUCACAGGUGGUAGCAUCGACCCCUCCCGCACAAUCUUCUGGUGUUCUUCGUUGA